Messenger RNA from Epinephelus fuscoguttatus (brown-marbled grouper), 7519 nucleotides. It is a transcript of the gene sorcs3b, whose product is annotated as sortilin related VPS10 domain containing receptor 3b. NCBI's taxonomy places the organism in Eukaryota, Metazoa, Chordata, Actinopteri, Perciformes, Serranidae. Bases 122 to 3853 code for a protein of 1243 amino acids. Gene Ontology annotation, cellular component: membrane. The record is from RefSeq and is a predicted model, not a curated record. The transcript is spliced from 27 exons. Gene Ontology annotation, molecular function: protein binding.
ACGUGAGCAGGUCUGCUGAAUGGCUUCUUGCUCGUAAAGAUGAUACCCUGAAUGUUUUAGAAGUUGCCACAUCUGUUUUUUUUCCUCCCUGCUGGCAGACUAUCAGUUUUGGAAGAACACAAUGGGACUGUGGUCAUUUUGGAGUUUUUCCCUUUUGGCUUUCGUCUUGCUGUACCCCUUUCACCCCAAGUUUGUGGCUCAAGCGGAAAUAAGUUUACCCAGAGCCAACGAUAGAUUUUAUCGCCUGGAGGUAACGCCACUGGAGGCACGUAUAACCCGUAAAUCAACCGCGGUCAAAGUGGACAACAUCACAAAAGUUUUACGCGCUUUCGAAUCGGAGGCAGCCGGUGCUUUGAAACCGAACAAUGGCAACCAAGAGGGGAAUGAGACAAAGAGUGGACUUGGAGAGGAGCCACUGAUCGGCAACAAAACGGCACCAAACUGUCACAAAAUACCUGGUGAAAAGUGUGCCAACAUAUCCGAGGACAACCAGAGGCGACCUGCAGCGAAUAUAAUGUUAGAAAACACAUUUCCUGACACAAGAAAGAGGGUUAAAAGGAGUGUGGGCACAGCGCACACCGAAAAUGUGGAUAGGAGUAUAAGUGGGGAAGCGCAGUCAAAAGAGAGGUUCGUGGAGGCUGUCCAAGGUGUUGCCAACUCCAGACCCGAGUACCGGCGCGGCGGGGAAGAUGCUAGAGGGGCUAACCCGAGGCAGGGUGAGCCGCACCUGGACACUUCUACUUUUGCUCUGUCGGGAGACUCCGCGCACAACCAGGCGAUGGUGCACUGGUCCGGACACAACAGCAGCGUGAUCCUGAUCUUGACUAAGCUGUAUGACUUCAACCUGGGGGCUGUUACUGAGAGCUCACUCUGGAGAUCCUCUGAUUAUGGAAGCACCUACACCAAACUCAACGACAAAGUGGGCUCAAGGACGGUUUUAAGUUACCUGUACGUCUGCCCGACCAACAAACAGAAGAUAAUGAUGCUUAGCGACCCAGAGGUAGAGAGCGCUGUUCUCAUCAGUUCAGAUGAAGGGGCAAGCUUUGAGAAGCAUCCCAUUAACUUCAAUAUCCUGAGCCUGCUCUUCCAUCCUGCACAGGAGAACUGGAUGCUGGCUUACAGUCAUGACAGCAAGCUGUACAGUUCGAUGGACUUUGGAAGGAGGUGGCAGCUUGUCCAUGACAACGUGAUGCCAGGCCGGUUCUACUGGGCGGUAAUGGGGCUGGACAGAGAAUCAGAUGUGGUCCACAUCGAGACGCGCAUCGCGAAAGGCCGCGCCCAGUACGUGAAGUGCAGAGCCCAACGCUGCACAGAAGGCAGCCGACUGUACCUCUUCCCUGGACAUGUAGACACCAACUCGCUGGUUGUGCAGGAUGAAUAUGUUUUCACACAGGUAACCAAGUCAGGACGAGCCAGCUACUUCGUCUCCUACAUGAGAGAGUCCUUCAAGCGGAUGAAAUUGCCUAAAUAUUGUCUUCCGAAGGACAUGCAUAUCAUCAGUACAGAUGAGAAGCAGGUAUUUGCUGCAGUCCAGGAGUGGAAUCAGAACAACACUUACAGCCUGUAUAUCUCAGACUCCCCCGGGGUCUACUUUACCCUUUCAUUAGAGAAUCUGAGAACCAGCAGAGGACCUGCCGGUAACCUACUGGUUGACUUUUAUAAGGUUGAGGGGAUAAAUGGCAUGUAUCUCGCCAACAAACUGCUGGACAGCCAUGUCAAGACUUUCAUCACAUACAACAAGGGACAAACAUGGGCCCUGCUGCCAGCCCCUGCCACUGAUGUGGCUGGAAACAACCUUCACUGCAUUCUGCCAUUUUGUUCGCUGCAUCUUCAUCUGGAGAUGUCGGAAAAUCCCUACACGUCCGGACCCAUCACCAGCAAGAAGUCCGUGCCGGGAAUCAUCGUGGCUACAGGGAAUAUCGGAACAGAACUGUCCUCCACUAACCUUGGGAUGUUUAUAACAUCUGAUGCAGGGAAUAGCUGGAGACAGAUUUUUGAUGAAGAGCACAACGUUUGGUUUCUUGACAAUGGAGGGGCUUUGCUGGCGGUGUUGCACGCAGCGACGCCUAUUCGACACUUAUGGAUCAGUCUAGACGAAGGAAAAAAAUGGGACCGCCACAGCUUCUCCUUGGCACCUCUGUAUGUGGACGGAGUUUUAAUGGAGCCAGAAUCUGACAAUCACAUUAUCACUUUCUUUGGACACUUUAGUCAUCGAUCAGAGUGGCAACUGAUCAAGAUCGACUACAAGGGCCUCUUUAGUAGGAGAUGCAUGGAUGGAGAUUAUCAGACAUGGCACCUUCACAACAAGGGAGAGCUGUGUGUGAUGGGCGAGAAGCAGAUCUAUAUGAAGCGCAGGCCAGGCAACCGUUGCAUGCUGGCCCAGGACUAUUCGAGGAUCUAUUCCUCAGAGCCAUGCCUCUGCACAGCCUAUGAUUUUGAAUGUGAUUAUGGUUGGGAACGCCAGACCGACGGCAAGUGCUCCCCUGCUUUUUGGUUUAAUCCAAACGGUGUGGCUAAAAGCUGCAGCACCAGCCAAAGCUUUCUUAACAGCACAGGGUAUCGUAAAGUUUUGUCCAAUAACUGUAAGGAGGCUGGGAGAAAUGUGUACUCGCCCAAGAGGCAGUUGUGUCGCCCCAGACCACCCAGAGGCCUCCGGCUGACCACCAGUCAAGGGGAGCUCAGUGCCACUGUUGGAAACAACGUUACCUUCAUGGUCUACCUCGAAGAUGGAGACUCGCUGAGGACCAGCAUCCAGCUCGACUUCGGGGAUGGCAUCAAGAUCACAUACUCUAACCUGAGCAGGACCGAUGAUGGCAUCAACCACAUCUACAGAGCAACUGGGAUUUACCGAGUGACAGCAUCUGCCGAAAACAGCCAGGGAUCUGACAGCAGCACGCUGUUUUUACACAUCACCAGUCCAGUGGAGCGUAUAUACCUCUCCACUCCUAUUGUAGCCAUCAGGGGGAAGGAGGUUAAUCUGACUGCGUUGGUAUGGCCGAGUCACACCAGAACAUUGACCUUCUUCUGGUGGUUUGACAACAGCUCCGAGCCCAUUAUAACCUUGGAGGGAAGCAUCUCAUACACAUUUCACAGAGAAGGAAAAAACAAGGUCACGGUCCAGGUUGCUUCUGGGAGCACCAUAAUGCAGGAUUCAAAAGUUAUAACUGUUAAAGAGUUCUUCAGGUCGCUGCUGUUGUCGUUCUCACCAGCUCUUGAUGAACACAACCCUGACAUCCCCGAGUGGAGGGAGGACAUAGGGCGUGUGGUGCGGACAGCUCUGUCACAGGUGUCUGGGGUUCCUGAAGAUCAGCUGCUGGUGUCUUUGUAUCCUGGACUUCCAUCCACAGCAGAGCUCUUCAUCCUGCCUGACGAGCAUACGUCAAGUGAGCACAAGAGAGGAAGUGAGGACGCUUUAGAGACGAUAUCAGAUAUUUUUGUCACCGCCCUGAACCAAGGCCUGAUCCAGUUUGAGCUGAAAGCGGAUGUUCGCAUUAUUGUGUACAUGACUCAGCAAACUUUGGCACCACUUGUGGAUUCAAACUCCAUCCACAGUGGGUCGGCCAUGCUGAUGCUGCUCACUGUGGUGUUUGUUGGUUUAGUGGCAUUCUUCAUCUACAAGUUCAAAAGGAAAAUCCCUUGGAUCCAUGUUCAGACUGAAGACAGUCAUGAGAAGGAACCGGAGGUGAUCAGUACAGUCGGACAGAACGACAACAUGUCCAAGGUCAAGCUCAGUGAAUUUCCCUCUCAGAAAGAACUCAUGGAAAAGGAGUUGGAGGCCAGGAGCAGAGGAGGAAUUGGAAGAAAUAUGGAGAGAAUUGUCACAAGGGAAUUUCCAAACUGUACUAAUGUCUGAGACUCUGUUUCUGAGUAAGUACAGAUUGUUGUGUUACAAUUGUGCUGAAAUUGUUUGCUUUGUUGGCAUUGUUCUUCUUUUUUUUUUUAAAAAUUCAUUUCACGCUGAUAGCUGCUAUUGUUCAAAGUCAUGUUUUUAACCCACAUGGAUAGAGUAAAUAUCUACUUUACGACACGUGAUGAAGAUCAAUCCACCGAGCCAGACUCUAGGGCCUCUAGUUUGAGGGCGGUGAGUUGCUGAAAUUGGCUGAUAACGUUGCACAAACUGUCCAAUUAGCAUCAAGAUUCCCUCGCUCUACAUCGACACCACCGAUGCUAACAUGAGCAUUUUAUGAAUAUUCAGCUGCCAUUGUGUACUUUUGAUGAAUGCUUUACUGCCUGUGGACAAAUCACCGUUUUUCUUAAUUAGGACCAUGUCAGGACAGGAAAAACAGACUGCUGCUGAAAUGAUAUACCUCAAAAGCCAUUUUAAAAACACUUAAAUAAGAAAGGUACCAUUAACUUAAUGAACCAGUACAAGAAAAAGGAUGUAUAGGCUUUACUGUAUGCAUAAAAGUUUGAUAAAGGUAUGUUAAAUUCUGCAUUGAAUGACAGAACAUGAUCAUGACUUACUAAAAAGGACAUUUAGGCCCUAAAGGCCCAGACACACCACAGUGACAUCAAAGAACUACUGGUGAUGAAGGCUGACUGCUGCGUUGCCUCACGUCGCCUGUGUCUCGGCCAAAACGUUGCAUUUUACACACCAUUAAGUCUACAGCCAACGGCCAACUAGCAAGUACGCUUAUUACACAGCUACGUACUAAAGAAAUCAAUAAUCUGGCACAAAAUAUUAAUUUAAAAAUGAUUCUAUAGCGUCUUUGACAAUGAUGUCAUACAUCAGUGUGCUUGCCUGAUGGAGAGCAGGCAACUGGGGCAACAGCUACCAACACAGCUGUUCCAAAUCAGGAAGAGUUUCUUUUGAAUCCCAACUAACGUCAGAUGUAAAUGUGUACACUACAGCAUUGUAUUAAAGAUGCCUUGAGUUGGUUUUGCCCUGCAUUUUUUUUUUGGUUUGACCUUCAUUUAACCAGAUAAGUCAGUAGAGAUCCUAUUCCCAUUAACAACGGUGAAAGGAGGCAAGUCAAUUCAGUGUGCUGUGACAACUACCCCAUUUUUUUUAAAGCCACAACCCAGAUUUUUAAUCAGCAUUUCUCCAGACCUUUUGGGAAUGGCUGACCGUGUAGGUACAAAAUAGUAGCUAGUAGUGUUACACCCCACCCUUGUCAGCUCUAUGGGGUGAACAAAACUCCAUCACUGACCCAAAUCACCACAUAAGACACCUUUAAAACAAAUGAACAUUGUGUACAUCCAUGUACACAAUUCUUAAGCACAUUUACCCACCCAGGCAAAAAUAAAUUGGCUGUCGCUCAAUACUACUUUGGUUAUUUUUAUUCUUUUUUCCCCCCUAAAUCUGUUAUUUGAAAUUUUACAAAUAGAGCUGAUAACAGGCAAAAUAAUAUUUGGUCUAUCAGUAGUGAGUCAACAAAAAAGUAGGUAAAUAAAAUAAGAACAAUACAAAACCAAGACAGAACUAAGACAAGACAAAUACUACAAACCAAAUCAGUACCCAGAACAAGACAAAGGACAAAACAACAUAGUGAUAAAAUCUGAAUAUAAAAAUAUGUAGAAAUACGUGUAUGAUGAUAAAAUUAACACUAAAUACUAAAAGAUAAUAUAAUGGUUGUUGGUCGGACAACUGCCCGUCACAUCACAAUUUAAUAUCUGUAAAAUAGAUGAUCAUUCAUUCAGAAAUAUCUGGAAGGUCCAGCUCUCAUACAUACUCAAAAAAGGGAUCCCACAUAUGCAAAAUUUCCUCAGGGAGCCCCUCAUUAUGCACCUCAUUCUUUCCAGUUUAACACAAUUAAGGACUUCCCUUAUCCACACAAAAACGUAACAGUCCACUGGACUCUUGUACACUUACAUCUGGCUAAAUCAUACUGUGGUCUGGGGGACGAAGUAAUUCAUACUGACAAUAGCUUUCCACCAGGCAAAUCGGUCAAGAUGUGGGAAUUAUCGGCUUUUAUCACUUUGUAUGAUAACAUCUAACAUGAGUUUAAAUUUUCUGCUGAAAACUGCUGCCUGUAGUUUCACCCAACCAUUUUCUGUUGUCAUUAUCCUUUAUUUCUAAAUCCUGCAGUAUAAGGAUUCGCACAUUAUAAUAGUAACGUGAUUGCAAACAAGCUGUUGCUUCCACUACGUGUCUGAACCUGUGUAGACCUGUUAUUAACAUGUGUUUCGGUAAUCCUAACACAUCGCUGUUCACACCUGUGUCUAUCAUGCAUCCCCAGAUGACUACUUGUGCUUGGAUUUCAUUACCACCCACGUCACUUACACUAGAAGGUCAAAGGGCCACACGCACAGUUAUUACUUGUAGUUGUAAUGAAUUGGGCAAGUUUUGGUGCUGUCACCAAAACAACCACCAUAACUUGCAUUGUUGACAAUGCAAAAUAUACCUAGUCAGAUGUGUACCAGAUCACCUCGGCAAGCGGUUUGAGUGAUUGGAUCAUAAUGCCUUGGUGGUUAAUUAGCGAGCGGUGAUUGGAUCACCCAAGACAUGUUAAUACCAGGUGUAAACAGGCUUUAUGAUCAUAACUGUGUCCAUAGCAUCUGCUAUUCAGAAAUAACAGACCGUAUAAUACUAAAAUAAAUUUGAUUAAUCACAAUCAAGUGCACAACAAAGCAGUGUAAUUAAACAAUACAAGGUCUUGAUAUGAUAAACAAAUUUAAUGUAAUACAAAUCCAUCUCUCUGACACACAGACUAAACCAGCAGGCUUUAAAAUGUGUCAGGUGUAACCCUUUUAUCUUGUUUUUAGGAUUUUGUCUCUUCAUCUAUAUCAAGAACAACUCAAACAACAACAGAGAGAGUUUUCUGUUUAAGGCAGAGCACAUCUUGCUCAGCCUCCGUUCCACAGACGUAUAAUUAAUAGGUCGUUACGUUAAAUAAACCACUUUAACUUCACACUCUGGAGAAACACGAACAUUUACCGCCCUAUAACUAGAGGUCUUUGAGUUGUAAAUAUACACUAAUGAAUAUUUAUAUAGAAAUGUGGAAAUCUGACUGUCGUGACUGCUUCUAAGACAGAAAUGUGUAGUUGGUUUUGCUCUGUAAGAUAACAUGGUGCUUUCAAUGACUGUUUCUCAGAUGAACAAAAAUGUGAUGUAUGGACAUAAAGGUCUGGCCUUAGGAGAGGAAACACUGUAAACUUGUACAUAGAGGAAGAUGGAAUGUAAAUCUAUACAGUAGACUCAUCCUACUUUAUUGUAAAGUCAACUCACUGAACAGGCAGUAGUAUGUUUCUAUGACAUUCAAUCUCACAACAAGCUGUAUGUCCACUUUUUUAUUUGAUUUUUACAGUAGCAUGCCCUAAUUAUGUGAUAAAAUAUAUGAUACUACAUUAGGGUGGGCAAGUACUGUAUAUAUAUAAAUAUAUAUAUCAUGGUUGGUUUUACACAUUAAACAAAUUAUUGAACACCUUGUCUAAUAGUCUAGUUGUGCAAUUGCCAAAAGUUGUGCAUGAUCUAUGAUAUUGUUCAUUUUUGUCUAUGAUAUAUAAAUUGUCUUGUUUUGAAUCAUGUUUCUUACUGUGAACAAAUUGCCAUUUUAAAAUUGUUCAAAAUAAAUGUAUU